AUGGCUAAGUUUUAAAUUUUUGUAGCAGUUUUUGUUGUGCUUUUUGCAAGUAUCAUCUAUGAAUCGAUGAAUGAGCCUGUUUCUAAAUUAGUCAAUUACAGUGCAUAGUAAGUUGAAGUUAAAACUCCAGGAAAACUUUUGAAUUCUUAAGGUUAGCUUGUUGAAAAGGGUUUUGCCAGAAAACCACUUAAAGAAAUUAAUGAAGAAGAAAUUAUCCCCUUUUUGGGAUUGAAGUAACUUUCUUUCCUUAGAUAUAAAAAAUGGGAUUUCUUCGACAUCAUCACAGAUAAGUUUAUGCUUUUAAUUCAUAUUGCUGACUUGGGAUAUGCUGGAAAUGUCUAAGUAUCAUUGUAUUAUUUAGAAAAAAAUUACAUUAAGACCAUCUCCGAUACUGUCCAUAAUUUAUCAAAGUUACCUGCUCUUCAUAAAAAUUCUAUGAAUUAUGAAGGAAAUUACAAAUAUAAUAGUGAUGAUAUUAAGCUUUCUAUUUAAUAAACACCCAACGCUGAAAAAGGAGUUCAUUAUGUUGAAUAUGAAAUUGAAACACCAUAUUUUUCUAGCAAAGGGAAAUUAGUUAAAAGAGAAUAAGAUGAUGAAUUAGUUAUGCUUACACCAAUUAAUUAAGAUGCUUCUUACUUUUAUUACAACACCAAGAGUUAUGGUUUGCGUGCUGAAGGUGAAUUGAUUAUCAAGGAACAUAAUCAAAGUAUCAAAUUCAACAGAUCUCAUUCUCUUGCUGGUAGAGAUAUAGGCAGAGGAGUUUGGAACUAUAAUUCUUUCUGGUUCUGGGCUCAUGCUUAGGGUUUUAUUUAAGAUAAGACUGGUAAUAUGGUACCUUUUGGAAUUGAUUUGGGUAAUGGUUUUGAACAUGAAUCGGCAAAUACCUAUGAGGACUGUGUUAUUUUGAAUGGAAGACUUCAUAAGCUUCAUGUUGUUAAAAGGACACUAAAUGAAGACAAUAUAGAAUAAGCUUGGACUUUAAAAACUGAUUAGUAAAACGUUCCUGGAAGUUUGAAUGCUACAUUCGAACCUGUUCUUAGAGUUACUAAAGAUGAAAAUUUCUUAGUCAUUCAAGCUAAAUUCAAACAAUUUUAUGGAGUUUUUAAAGGCUCCUUUGUUGAUGAAAACGGAAUCACAGUUAAUUUUGAUCAAAUAUACGGUUUUGCUGAGCUUCAUAGAGCUAAAUGGUGA
Molecule: messenger RNA, 1191 nt
Organism: Tetrahymena thermophila SB210
Lineage: Eukaryota; Ciliophora; Oligohymenophorea; Hymenostomatida; Tetrahymenidae
Exons: 3
Source: RefSeq, a predicted model, not a curated record